GCAACGUGAUUGUCAUCGGUAACGAGCGUUUCCGUACCCCUGAGGUGCUGUUCCAGCCGUCGCUCAUCGGUAAGGAAGCUUCGGGUAUCCACGACUGCACGUUCCAGACCAUCAUGAAGUGUGACGUUGAUAUCCGUAAGGACUUGUACUGCAACAUUGUGCUCUCGGGUGGUACCACCAUGUACCCGGGCAUUGGCGAGCGUAUGACCAAGGAGCUUACGGCUCUGGCUCCGUCCACGAUGAAGAUCAAGGUGGUGGCCCCGCCUGAGCGCAAGUACUCGGUCUGGAUCGGUGGCUCCAUCCUGUCGUCGCUGUCGACGUUCCAGCAGAUGUGGAUCUCGAAGGCCGAGUACGACGAGUCUGGACCCUCGAUCGUGCACCGCAAGUGCUUCUAAGCUGCCUGUCCACGGGUCAACUGGACUUAGAAUCUGGAGGAGAAAUGCCGCUGCUCACGCGUGUGGCGUCUUGAGGCUUAAGUGCUUCGAUGCACGCGGGUAAGUGGUGGUGCCGUCCAUUUACUUUUCAAACCUUUCUUUGCUUUAAUUUCUAAAAUACUAGGAUUGAUGUUGUGAUCUAUC
Phytophthora infestans T30-4 is the source of this 578-nucleotide messenger RNA. RefSeq names its product actin-like protein. The record is from RefSeq and is a predicted model, not a curated record. The coding region runs from base 114 to 395 and encodes 93 amino acids. NCBI's taxonomy places the organism in Eukaryota, Oomycota, Peronosporomycetes, Peronosporales, Peronosporaceae. The transcript has a single exon.